AUGGGCAGAUUUUAUAGUAUAGACAGGGUCAUAGGUUCCCCGUCAUUUUUUGAAAAUGGGCCAGCAAACAAAAUGAAUUUAAAUAACAUAUCAUGCAUUAAUUGCAGAGAAAAAUUAAAGAAUUUUAAAAAUAUUAUUAUUCAUUAUAUUAUGCAUAAAAAUAUAUGUCCAUUUUGUCUUGCAUGUUACCGUUCUUAUAAACAAUUUUAUGAUGUAAAUGGACAUUUAAACACCAAAAAAUGUAAAAAUGAACAAAAUAAAAUUAUUACAAAUAAUCAAAAAAGAGAUAGCUUUUAUAAAAAAUUAAUGGAUAUUACUGGUGAAAAAAUAAAAUAUCCAACAAAUGAUCCAGAUGACCCAUGUAAACAUUUAUGUAACCAAAACCAAGAUGAAAUUUUUUAUCAAGAAAAUAAUGAAAAUAAUGAAAAUAAUCAAACAAUUGAUAAUGAAGAAAAUCAUGAUAUAAUUGGGUUGGUAAAUAGUGAAGAUGAAAACAAUGAAAUUAGAAUAGAUGAAAAUGAAGCAAACAUUAAUAAUGAAAAUAAUGAAAAUAAUGAAAAUGAAAAUGCUCAAAACGAACCAAUAAAUAAUAAUCUAAAUAAUAAUUUAGAUAAUGAAAAAUCAAAAAAAAAAUUAAAUGAAACUGAAAUUGAAUUUUUAAUGUUGGGAAUUGAAAACUCAAUAAGUUUAAAGCUACUUGAAAAAUUUAAAAGUUUUAUUGACAAAAAUAAAACCAAUUUAAAUCAAAUAAGAUACACACCUCAAUAUAUGGAUAAAUUAUUUAUGGAAGAUUUUCAAAUAAAAGGAGAAACAUUUAUAAAUAAAAAUUAUGAUCACUCAAUUUUUUAUUUUGAAAUUAAAAAAGUAUUAGAAACUUUAUUAAAUAAAAAGCAAUUUUUUGAAAGAAUAGAUUUUGAUACAGAUUUUGAAACUGGAAUUUAUACAAAUUAUAAAAGUGGUCAACAAUUUAAAGAUUUAAAAAAUAAAAAUAAAAAUAAAAUUGUUUUACUUAGAAUAUUCACUGAUAGUAUGCAGUGUCAAAACAAGAAAGAUUAUACUAUAAUGCUGGAUAUAGAAAAUUAUAUUGGAAAUGAAUUUAAAAAUAAUAAAUUAUUAUUAUUUGUAGUACCAAAUGAUUGGUUACUUAAUUUUCAUCAAACAAUUAGGGCAUUGUUUUCAUCUUUUAUUGGUAAUGGCUUUAAUUUAAUUAUUGAAAAUGAACAAAUAGAUGUUGUACCGUUUGGACUGACAAUGGAUAUUCCAGAAUUUAGAGCAUCGUGUAAACUUAAUGGACAUAAUUCAAAUGAAUAUGCAUGUCACACAUGUGACAAACCAAGAGAUGGUUUAUUUAUUUGCAUUAAGAAAACAAGAAGAUAUUACAAAUUUUCACUCCACCAAACCAAAUUAUGCUGA
Dictyostelium discoideum AX4 is the source of this 1413-nucleotide messenger RNA. RefSeq lists its product as hypothetical. The record is from RefSeq and is a predicted model, not a curated record. The transcript is spliced from 3 exons. The coding region runs from base 1 to 1413 and encodes 470 amino acids. Lineage: Eukaryota; Evosea; Eumycetozoa; Dictyosteliales; Dictyosteliaceae.